AUGGAGUCCCAAAAAGCCCCGAAUCAACCCAAGGCCCCGGGAUACCGGCAUGCGAAGCCUCUUCCUUUCGAAUUAGCCAGACAUUGCAACAUUUACUUUGAAGAAAAAUUGUACCAUCAAGCUCUCCAUCUCCUCCUAAGCCUGCUCUCGUCAAGUACUAUCACGUCUGGCCCUGCUUUCGUACCGACAACCCACCAACUUGCAGUCGCAGCAACUCUGGUUGUCCAUCCCUCCACCACCACUCUAGCAAAAUCGCGGGAGGCUGCAAACGCGUCGAACACCGCUUUGCAACUUUUACGCCUCACCAACAAAUUGGUGGGACCAUUGGCUGCACAAUUUGGUAUUGCAUUUUCUUUUACGCGCUUCUCCUCCACACGCCAUGGGGGUCCGCGUCGCAAAGAUGGUGAUGGUGAGGACACCAGCGGUACAAGCCCAGACUCGGACACGGCUCUUAUCAACAUGGAACUUGCACACCGUGGAUCUCUCUGGUUUCGAUCUGAAGAUUUCUGGUCUGCUGUUGGAUGGGCUUUCAAUUGUUCCGUUCUCCACCCCAAGCGGUGGUCUAGAUGGCGGGUCUGGUUGGAGCUGAUGUGUGAUGUGUUGGAAGACGACUGGACUGAGAGAGAAAAUAGCUCAAGAAAUGGGGCGAAACUCUCGCCUUCCAAUAAUAUUCUCCGCCAGAGCUUAAUUUUUAAAUAUAUUUCGGGCACCUCGGGAGUGUCUGGUCAGCAUCGAAGGAUCGUUCGAGCUAUCUUUGCAGAUGGGAGUCAGGUUUCGCUGAACGAGUUUAAGGAGGUGUUCCGCAACGAAUCAAAGGAUCCAGAAAAAGGCAAGGAUCAUUUGAAAAAACGUGAAGCUGAUGUGAACAUUGACGAGGAUAUAUAUGGAGACUACCUUGGAGGAGACGAGGAUGAAAUUGACGAAGAAAAUGACACUGCUUGUACAAGGAAAACCAGGCAACUUCGUCUAAAACGAUCAAAAACUACGGCUUCAGCUCCAAUGUCGGACUCAAUCGAAGAGCUCAAUAUGCAUCCUUCGUAUAAAGCCUCAGGAAUCACAUAUUAUAACCAAGGGACACCCUUAGGUGACCUGUCAUCCAUUGCGCUUCGACAGCGACUUAUGCAGAUCUUAUCCCGAGUUUCAGAUGCUCUGCCAGAAUUUUAUAUGGCAGUGGAGCAUUUGUAUCAGCUUUUCGUGGAAUUUGCGUACAUCAACCAAGAUAUCCUAGAGAAAUAUUAUCUUCCAUAUGCUGCUUACACGAACAACGCUAUCGAAAAUGCCAAAAUAUCGAUCCUCCUAGAGACCUUACUACUUCUACUGGCCUCUAAUGGCAUGUUAAACGCUCGGCAAUCUUUGAGAGAUGCAAUCGAAACGGGAAUUAUGGCUAGAGCUGAUAAAGCGCAGAGCGACGUCAAAAAAACCCAAGAUAAAAUGAAAUUGGAUGAAAUUGGUUGGGCUUGGCUGAUUGCAAGCGGCGAACGAAUGAACUACCUGGUGAACAACUUAUUAUCAUCGGUAAAGGAUGAGCAAAUCGUCACUAAAUAA
Molecule: messenger RNA, 1545 nt
Organism: Histoplasma mississippiense
Lineage: Eukaryota; Fungi; Ascomycota; Eurotiomycetes; Onygenales; Ajellomycetaceae
Exons: 3
Coding region: 1-1545 (514 amino acids)
Source: RefSeq, a predicted model, not a curated record